AUCGAUAUCUACCUGCAGCGGCCAUCAGAGUUGUCCCCAAGUCACGGAGAUCGCACCACUUUCAUCGGCAACAAUGGGAGGCGCUCCCAUCGCGCGACCAAUCGCAGCGCUCGUCUCAUCGACUGCCGCGGUCUGUCAAGUCAUCUCGAGCAAAGGCCUGCCCGACCAGCGUGCAAGUACUCGAUACCACAUAGAAUAAAAUUGACUUCGCCAUUUUAAAGUAAUUUCGCGAUAAUUAUUGAUUGUCACUACACGCUGCGUUGACAGAUCUACACUUUCUAUUAGCGAUGGUCUCAAGUUGGUGUUUUGUUUAGUUUUUCCUGCUUUUUUCUGCUCCGGCGCCAAGUUUUUUGGUUUUCUUUCUUGUUUUCCAUACUUGGAGAUUUAUAAAAGAGACGGAGCUACCGAUGCGUGUUGUUUUUGUAUCUAUCUAUCUGUGAUGGUUAUCCGUGGAUUAGCGAUUUGUGUAGCAUCAUGUAAGUGGAUUACCGAAAUCUGGAUUACCGGCGAGUGAGCACGGCGAGCGGCCACCGCGGCCCCAUGUAUGACGCCAGCGACGAGUGGGAAGAGGAAUGGGGACCUCACUACGGAGACGAAGUCGCCCCCGGGCUCCACUACAAGGCCCACAACAUGAUCGGGGCCACAGGGAGCAGACAUGUGUCCCAGCGGCGACGAGCGUCCAUCGUUUCCGGGUCGACUCCCUACCCCUCCCUGAUUGGCCACCUGGAGCAGGUGUCAGAGGAAGGGGAAGGGCCGAUUAUCCGGGUGGCUCGCAGGCGGGCGGUGGAUACGUCUGACCUCCGGACAUGCGCACUCCUGCAAGGCAAACUCAAGGAGAUGAAGACGUACCCAGAAAUGGCUACGUUUCAGGCGGACAGUCGCGACACGGAUGGGGACUACUCGGGGGACGGGUCAAUGAGACACCUGUCCCGCCGGGCUGCGAACCUCAGUCUUCCAGGCAUGGGAAUUACCGCCAACAGGUCCCUCUUCAUCUUUAGUGAGGACAACUUCAUCCGCAAGUAUGCAAAGAUCAUCAUAGAAUGGGGAUAUCCUUUUUCAAAUGCAUGGCUUUUGUUGAUACUUUUUUUUUUCUUCUUCAAGCAACGUGGGUAA
Molecule: messenger RNA, 1113 nt
Organism: Gigantopelta aegis
Lineage: Eukaryota; Metazoa; Mollusca; Gastropoda; Neomphalida; Peltospiridae
Product: voltage-dependent calcium channel type A subunit alpha-1-like
Exons: 3
Coding region: 541-1113 (190 amino acids)
Source: RefSeq, a predicted model, not a curated record